AUGGUGGCUGUCACAAUGUCUCUACCAACAUUAGGCAGCGUCUUUCUGGGGCUGGUCCUUUUGUAUCUUGCACAGUCAAUGCUCCUCCCCAAGAAGGCGUCUGCACCACUGCCUCCAGGCCCGAAGCCGAAGCCGAUAAUUGGAAAUCUGCGGGAUCUGCCACGACCUGGACAGCAGGAGUGGGUUCACUGGUUGCAAUUCAAGGAGCUCUAUGGCCCCAUCAGUUCGGUCUCGAUGUUUGGCCAAACCAUCGUUGUCCUGAAUGACCACCAGGUGGCAUUUGACCUCAUGGAAAAGCGCUCGGCCACAUACUCCUCCCGACCUAGAAUGGUCUUUGCCGGGGAAAUAGUGGGCUGGGCAGACGUCUUAGGCUUGCAGGGAUACUCCGAUCGCUUUCGUUUGUAUCGCAAAGUGUUGCAUCGUGUCCUGGGUACCAAGGCUCUAAUGUCACGCUUCAACCCAUUGCAGGAUAUUGAAGUGCGGCGGUUUCUUCUGCGCGUUUUGCAGAAGCCAGAUGACUUGAUUCAACAUAUUCGAACGGAGGUUGGAGCGGUGAUUCUAAAGAUCGCUUACGGGUAUAACAUCGAGCCUAAUGGCCGCGAUCCCCUGGUUGACUUGGCAAACGAAGCAAUGGAGAAUUUCUCAGUUGCCGGGAACCCGGGGACCUGGCUGGUCGAUACCAUUCCUCUCUUGAGACACCUUCCAGCCUGGUUUCCGGGCGCUGGAUUCAAGCAGACCGGCUAUGCUUGGAGAAAGAAAUUGCUCACAACCAUUGAGAAGCCAUAUCAACUUGUGAAGCAGCAAAUGCGUCAAGGCUCGUACUCGCCCUCCUACUUGGCCAGUGUCCUCGAACAAAGCGAGGGAAAACCCACCGCUGAAGAAGAGUUUGUGAACAAAUGGACGGCCGCAUCGCUUUAUCUAGGAGGGGCAGACACGACGGUAUCGUCAUUAUCAUGCUUCUUCUUGGCAAUGGCAUUAUACCCCGACGUCCAGCGCAAAGCCCAAGAGGAGAUCGAUCGUGUCAUCGGCCCGAACAAGCUUCCCACGUUUGACGAUCGUGAGAAACUCCCAUACAUUGAGGCUGUGGUCAAGGAAACCCUUAGAUGGCACCCCGUUGGCCCGAUGGGCAUUCCGCACUUGGUCACCGAGGAUGAUGUCUACGAAGCUAUCUCAUCCCCAAGGGCGCACUAA
Molecule: messenger RNA, 1191 nt
Organism: Aspergillus bombycis
Lineage: Eukaryota; Fungi; Ascomycota; Eurotiomycetes; Eurotiales; Aspergillaceae
Product: cytochrome P450
Exons: 6
Coding region: 1-1191 (396 amino acids)
Molecular function (GO): iron ion binding; oxidoreductase activity, acting on paired donors, with incorporation or reduction of molecular oxygen; monooxygenase activity
Source: RefSeq, a predicted model, not a curated record